Oenanthe melanoleuca is the source of this 1866-nucleotide messenger RNA. It is a transcript of the gene DEUP1, whose product is annotated as deuterosome assembly protein 1. Lineage: Eukaryota; Metazoa; Chordata; Aves; Passeriformes; Muscicapidae. The record is from RefSeq and is a predicted model, not a curated record. The coding region runs from base 1 to 1866 and encodes 621 amino acids. The transcript is spliced from 14 exons. Gene Ontology annotation, cellular component: deuterosome; centriole. Gene Ontology annotation, biological process: centriole replication; de novo centriole assembly involved in multi-ciliated epithelial cell differentiation.
AUGGAGGAAGACUUAGAAGUGUUACAGGAACAAGAUGUGACUAAAGCUUCUCCAUGUGAAGUUGAACUUCAGGAAUUAGUGCAUCAAAUUGACAUCAUGGUAAACAGAAAGCAAGUAGAAUGGGAAAGAAAGAUGAGAGCUUUGGAAGCAAAGAUGGAUGUCCAGGAUCAAGAAUUAGCAAGUGCCCAAAGCAAACUGGAUCAAAAAGGUCAAGAGGUGGGACUACUUCAACAAGAAUUGGAAAAUUUACAGAAAACUAAAAAUGAAAUGGCUCAGAGUUAUGAAACUCAGCUUCAAGCACUGAAAUCUCAAUUCUCAAAGUUGACACAUAGUUACGAAAAGCUACAGUCACAUCAAUUGAAACAAAAAAAGUUUGAAAAUAGAGAAAAAUGUGAGGAAAACCCGGAGACAUCAUCUAACCCUAGGAAUUUGUACGUGAAAAUGGAGGAAUUUAAACCAAAAUCACAUGAAUGGGAGAAGAAUGGGACAACCUGUGUAAAUAACCCUGUUUACGUAGAUAUGCAAGCAAAGUUAUUGCCCGAGAAAUGUAAUUUAUUUCAGAAGCAGACCCAGAAUUAUCAACUCCAAAUAUGCAAUAAGAAACAAAACCAAGAAGAGCUAACUACCUAUACCCAGCCCAAAAGUGAAAACGAUGAUUUGAUUAUUGAAAAGCUAAAGGCAAUUGUGAAUGAAAUAGCAAGAAACAAGAAUAAGCUGGUAGAGGAAAAUAUGAAACUCCAUGAGGAUCUAAAAAUGUACCAAAAUCAGUGUCAGAGCAUGGAGGCAGACGUCUCAGAAAUGAGAAAUGAGCUACAGUCAAGGGAUGGUCUCUGGAGAAGGAUACAACUGGAAUGCCAAAAGUUGUAUACAGAAUUAUUGAAAAUCAAAGAGUAUAAAGAUAUGCAGGAAAUUCAAAUAAAGCAUCAAUCGUCUCGUGUUCAGCUUACUGAGCAACUAGAAAAUAAAAACACUGAGUUAUUGCUAUUUGCAGAAAGGCGAGAACACCAAGAAGAAGAGCUGAACAAGAUAAGAAACCAUGUUUAUCGAGAGAAGCAGUCCCAUUGCUCUGAGCAGGAAAGAAUGAAGACAGAAAUCUCUGACCUGACAGAGGAGCUUCAUCAGAAGGAGAUCACUAUAGCAACUAUCAUGGAGAAAGCUAGUCUUCUGGAAAGACAGUUAAAAAUGGAGUUAGAGACAAAACACAAAUUGUUAACAAAACAACAGCUGUUGGAAUUCCGUUACCAGGUUAUCAAAUCUGAAAACACACAUCUAAAAGAAAUGGUGGAAAGCCAGGAGGGUGAAAGCUGCAUGUGCAUAGAUUUAUGUAACAAAGGACAUGGAAAUUUCACAGCUUCUGUUCACAAAAUGAAACAUGAGAAUUUAAGACUACAAAAUAGCCUUGUUAAACUACAAAAUGACACAGAAACAUCGAUAGUGGGUUGCAUGGAUACAUCUAGAGAAACAGAGCACAGCUACCAAGCCCAUUCAAAGAUGCAAGAAAAGGAAGAGAGAGGUCAUGAAAAGAAAACAGUCUAUAAAUCUCCAUUACUACCAGUGGGGUAUCCUUUGGGUUUUCCUGGGCCAUUCCCUGAAGUGAGCAGAAAAGGCAACUUUGAGAGUACUGCUUACAAUGUGGAAGAAAUAAAAUUAUUGGAGCCCUGUACAAUAGGAAGCCUCUCUCACUCAAGAAAGAUGUCUACCCCUGAGAUGUCCUCCCUUGCAACAACAGAAAAGUUCCUUCAAGAGGAAGAUAAACAUGCAAGAGAAUUUGAAGAACGUUUAAAUUCACACCUUGAAGAGCUGCAAAGAUAUUCUGAAAAUACUCUAAAAAAAUAUGCCAGGAUGCAGCAAAGCAGGCAUACUUAA